Molecule: messenger RNA, 1093 nt
Organism: Grammomys surdaster
Lineage: Eukaryota; Metazoa; Chordata; Mammalia; Rodentia; Muridae
Gene: Prr13
Product: proline rich 13
Exons: 4
Coding region: 118-537 (139 amino acids)
Cellular component (GO): nucleoplasm
Source: RefSeq, a predicted model, not a curated record
GUGCGGAAGCAUAGAAUGAAUAGGGGUGAUCAGGAAGUGCGAACCCAGAUUGGAAGAAGGACAGAACCAGGACCGGCGAUCUUGGGAAGGUGACAGGGCUUGAGCUAACGUCUGGACAUGUGGAAUCCUAACGCUGGGCCAAAUCCAUUUCCGCCCCAAGUUGUGUGCCCAGGAGGUUCCAAUCCUGCCUGUCCACCACCUCUCAAUCCUGCCUUUCCCCCUGGCCCCUGUCCUCCUGGAAUUCCCCAUGGAAACCCAGCUUUCCCUCCAUGUCGUCCCCCUUACCCUGUACCACGACCAGGGUGUCCAGGAUACCAACCCUCAGGUCCCUACCCGCCCCCAUACCCACCACCCGGUCCUGGCAUGUGCCCCAUGAAUCCUCCGGCUCCUGGCAUGGUAGGCCCAGGAAUGGUGAUAGACAAGAAGACGAAGAAGAAAAUGAAGAAAUCUCAUAAGAAGUCGCACAAACAUCACAAGCAUGGAAAGCACUCCUCCUCCUCCUCCUCUUCCUCCUCUUCCAGCAGUGACUCUGACUGAUCGCAGGGCCUGGAGCCUCCUCCCCCUCAAGCCUCACCAGCUCCACUCUCCCACCAUGCUUCAGCUGCCAUGUUAUACUGAGGGGAAUUAUCCCUCUGCUCCCUGCCCCACUCCUACCUGUGCCUUACCCCGCUGUUCGGUCCUAGAUGUCUAGGGAGAAUGGGAAGACGAUUGCCAAGGGCUAGCAAAAGCUGUCUUCUGUCUUCAAAAGAGGAACUGUCUUUUGGAGAUGGUGAGACCUCUGAGCUAAAUGAGAAGUACCAUUUUAAGAUCUGCACCAUGUGAUUUUUUUUUCCACUUUCUUUUGUAAUACUUGUGACUUGGGUUUGUGACAGUCUGUGAUGAAAAGCCUGUACCUUUUGUGAUGGCGGCGCACGUGAGUGAUUUAGUGGCAACUGUUAUUUCCCGCAGGCUUUACUGAUCGCAGUAACUGUCGAGUUGCUGGGAGAUGCAGUCCCUUUGCUUGAUGAGCUUUUUUGGAACCUGACUUAUUCCUUAGUUCAGUAUGUUAUCUCAGAUGCCUUUAAGUCCAAAUAAAAGCUACUCUCCCAGCAGA